Molecule: messenger RNA, 2113 nt
Organism: Erigeron canadensis
Lineage: Eukaryota; Viridiplantae; Streptophyta; Magnoliopsida; Asterales; Asteraceae
Product: transmembrane 9 superfamily member 2-like
Exons: 8
Coding region: 72-1841 (589 amino acids)
Biological process (GO): protein localization to membrane
Cellular component (GO): membrane
Source: RefSeq, a predicted model, not a curated record
CCUAUAUCUAUCUAUCUAUAUAUUUGUGUGCAGUGUGGAAAAAAACAGACGUGAAACUAGAAAGAAAGAAAAUGGGUGGUGGAAUACGGUGGUUAGUGGUGGUUGUGACAAUCCUGACCGUCCAAAUAACGGGAUCAAGUGGUUCAGAUCACAAGUAUAAACCCACUGAUGAAGUUCCUAUUUAUGCCAAUAAAGUUGGCCCCUUUCAUAACCCUAGUGAAACAUACCGUUUUUAUGAUCUACCCUUCUGUUUACCAGCUCAUUUGAAGGAAAAGCCAGAAGCUCUCGGUGAAGUAUUAAAUGGUGAUCGUUUAGUUAGUGCUCCUUAUAAACUUCCGUUUUUGGUUGAGAAGGACUCGGAAAUUGUUUGCAGAAAACAACUGACAAAAGAGGAAGUAUCCAAACUCCGAAGUGCUGUUGCCAAGGAUUAUUAUUUCCAAAUGUACUAUGAUGACUUGCCUUUUUGGGGCUUUUUAGGGAAAGUUGAAAAGGACAAAACUGACCCCAGUGAGAAAAAAUAUUAUCUGUUUAAGCAUCUGCACUUUGAGGUCCACUAUAACAAAGAUCGUGUCAUAGAGAUAAAUGCAAAAGCUGAUCCUAAUGCCGUGGUAGAUCUCACGGAAGACAAGGAAGUUGAAGUGGAAUAUAUGUACACGGUGAAGUGGAAACAAACAAAUGUUCCUUUUGAGAGUAGGAUGGAGAAGUACUCUCAGUCGUCUUCACAACCACAUCACUUGGAGAUCCAUUGGUUUUCAAUUAUUAACUCAUGUGUGACAGUUCUUCUCCUGACUGGCUUCCUUGCUACAAUUCUUAUGCGAGUUCUUAAGAAUGACUUUGUUAAGUAUGCUCAUGAUGAGGAGGCCGCUGAUGAGCAAGAGGAAACAGGGUGGAAGUACAUUCAUGGUGAUGUUUUCAGAUACCCGAAGUACAAGUCUCUGUUUGCUGCUUCCCUUGGUUCCGGUUCCCAGCUAUUUUCACUUUCACUUUUCAUCUUUGGACUGGCUCUUGUUGGUGUAUUUUAUCCAUAUAACCGGGGAGCUCUGUUUACGGCUUUGGUUGUCAUAUAUGCUCUUACUUCUGGGAUUGCAGGCUACACUGCAGCUUCUUUUUAUCACCAGCUAGAAGGAACUAACUGGGUGAGGAACUUACUAUUAACUGGCUGCCUUUUUUGUGGACCUCUUUUUCUUACAUUCUGCUUUCUGAACACUGUUGCAAUCGCUUAUACUGCAACCGCUGCUCUACCCUUCGGUACCAUUGUGGUGAUCGUUUUAAUUUGGACUUUAGUUACAUCACCUUUGCUAGUAUUAGGAGGUAUUGCUGGAAAGAACAGCAAGGCUGAGUUUCAGGCUCCUGUUCGUACGACAAAGUAUCCAAGAGAGAUCCCACCUUUGCCAUGGUACCGCAAAACUAUCCCUCAAAUGGCCAUGGCUGGUUUCCUUCCUUUCAGUGCAAUCUACAUUGAACUUUACUACAUAUUCGCUAGUGUGUGGGGGCACAGGAUAUAUACCAUUUACAGCAUCUUAUUUAUAGUUUUUAUCAUCCUCCUGAUUGUUACCGCGUUUAUCACUGUGGCAUUAACUUAUUUCCAACUUGCUGCCGAAGACCAUGAAUGGUGGUGGAGGUCUUUCCUGUGUGGUGGCUCAACUGGAGUUUUCAUCUAUGGGUAUUGCUUGUAUUACUAUUAUCAACGUUCUGACAUGUCGGGAUUUAUGCAAACCUCGUUUUUCUUUGGUUACAUGGCUUGCAUUUGCUAUGGUUUCUUUCUGAUGCUUGGGACGGUUGGUUUUCGUGCGGCUUUGUUCUUUGUUCGACAUAUAUACCGUUCAAUCAAGUGUGAAUAGAAGCUUAAUGUUCAAUGUAGCUAUGGUCAAGCAGGAGUUGCUGCUGCCGCCACCCCGGGUGAAACCAUGAAUGCUACAAGAACAUACAUGUGGAACAAUGUUUUGAUAUUACUAGUUUAUGUUGUUUCCCUUUUCCUUUGCCCGGUUUGACAUUAGGAAGCAAAUUCAUACUCGAAUGCUCAAUUUUGGACAUAGAUACCAAUCUUUUUUAUUUUAAGUUUUAGCUUGUAAUUAAUCUUUGUGCAAGUCUAGUUAUUUGCCAGCAUUCAUUA